This is a messenger RNA of Vicia faba (fava bean), 1836 nucleotides long. The record is from the annotation of a GenBank genome assembly. NCBI's taxonomy places the organism in Eukaryota, Viridiplantae, Streptophyta, Magnoliopsida, Fabales, Fabaceae.
AUGACUUUUUUCAAUUUUGUGCUUCUCUUCUUUUGUUCCUUUGUUCUACUCUCUGCAAAUGGUGAACCCAGCAGUAAAGGUGAAACCUUUAUUGUUUCAAGCUUCAGCUACCCUCAUACUAGGCUCAGACCCUUUGAUUUGCGCUAUAUUAGAGUUGACUUGCCGUCAUGGUUUUCUUCGAUGUCUAUAGCAAUGAAUUCAGAUGUAGACCUUGAUGUCUCUAGAAUCGAAAGAGUUCCAAUGAGCACACUGCCAAUAAUAUGCUUUAGAGACGGAGGUCCUCCACUGCCAGAUGCCCUAAACUUAACUUUGAAAGAUUCCGCCAUCUCAGGCAUAAAUGGUUUAGAUGUGGAACAAUGCUUCCCUAUGCAGAAAAAUAUCACUAUGAAACUGACAAACAAUCAGAUAUCUCCAGGUGUUUGGUUCAUUGGUCUUUUCAAUGGCAUUGGACCUACAAGAACACAGUCGAAGAUGAUUGUCCGAGGUCCAGCAUACUCCUUUGCUGCCAAUAUAACUGUGGAAGCAUGUACAAAUUCAAUGAUGAUGGGAGAUUUCUGUAACAGUCCCGUUUAUCCAUUUUCAUGCACAACAUCUAAUGUCAAUAGUACUUUGAAAGCUACAACGGUGAACGAGACAAUGCUGGAAAAUUUGAUGACCUGCAAAAGUAGUUUGAAAACUUUUUGUGCUGAUGAAAGCGUAUCAUACAUUUUCUCCUUUGAUAUAAUAAAUGUGGCAGACGAAUUUACUAUUAUGGCAAGUGAUGUCAAAUUCAAUGUCACGCCUUCAAACAAAACAUCUGGUGCAAAUGAUGUCAGUUUAAUGUGCUUUGUUCGCCAUGGUUCAAUGCCUUCAGUUGCUUCGUUCGAUUACUCCAGUGAUUUAAGUAAAGUGCCGCUGGUUAUUCAUUCUCCAUUAAUCGGUCGUUGGUACAUUACUAUUGUACCGAUCAAUCCUAUAAAGAUACAAGAUAGCAAUGUAAGGGUUUGCUAUUCAGUGGAAUCUCAUGUGCUUCAAUGCCCACUUGGGAAGGCUGGUCCAAAUUGUACAAUGGAUAUUUACACGCUUCAGACAUUUGUACGGAGAGGUCCAACUCCCUUUGAAUCAUAUUAUUUACCGGUUAGCGCUGGAGCAUCUUAUACUUCUGCCAAUUUCCCUCUUGAACCACUUUUGAGUAACUCAUCAUACAAUGGCGAACCUGGUAACAUUUGGACUUAUUUACUUUUGGACAUUCCUCGUGGUGCAGCCGGAGGAAAUAUUCAUGUACAACUAUCCUCAGACGUGAAGAUCAAUUAUGAAGUUUACAUUAGAUUUGGUGGACUACCAUCUCUUAUUAACCGAGACUAUCAUUAUGUUAACAAGUCAAUAAAAAGCGACACAUCUAUGUUUUUCAUGCUAUAUGAUUCGAGUGAUGACAAGAUCAAUUUCUAUAUUAUGUAUGCUAGAGAAGGAACUUGGGGUUUUGGUCUUAGAUAUCUUAAUACCAGCCACGAUCCUUCAAAAGGGCCAACUGUCAUGUCUCUUUCGCUUGAACGAUGCCCGAAACGUUGUUCCUCUCGCGGGGACUGUAAAUUUUCUUUUGAUGCAAGUGGCUUGACAUCAUACAGCUUCUGCUCUUGUGAUCGAAACCAUGGAGGCAUCGACUGUAGCAUUGAAAUUGUAUCACAUCAAGGGCAUAUACGACAAUCAUUUUUUCUCAUUGUAUCAAAUGCUGCGGCCAUACUUCCUGCCUAUUGGGCUCUUCGGCAGAAGGCAUUAGCAGAAUGGGUUUUGUUCACAUCUAGUGGAAUUGCUAGUGGACUAUAUCAUGCUUGUGAUCUACCAUUGAUGAAGUAUUGA